AUGUCGAAACCCUCAAUUCUUCUAGCUCUCGGCACUGGCUUUGCUGGUAUCACCACAGGAUUUACAGCAUCCUGGCCAUUAAUAUGGUACUCGCCUUUGUCCAAUGCAAGCAACUCCAACACAGUGAAAUUACUACACCAUUCCUAUAAGAAUGCUGUCAAGACGAUUCCACCGCUAGUACUCACAGCUACUGCUUGCUUCUCUGUGUCUGCGUAUCUAUCUAACCGCGCUGUCUUGUCAGCCCCAGCCAUUCUCAUCUUCUCUCUCUUCCCUUACACACGCAUCUUCGUCUUGCCCGUGAACAAGAAGCUCUUCAAGAAGACAAAUGAGCCUGAAGGCGUCGUGGACCGAGACAACACCGUCAACGCUUUGCUGUAUAAAUGGAUGCUCAUUCACUGCGGAAGAAUCGCGCUUGCUGCAGCCAGUACAACUCUUGGCUUCGUGCAACUCUUGCAACUUAUCAAGUAA
Molecule: messenger RNA, 468 nt
Organism: Wallemia ichthyophaga EXF-994
Lineage: Eukaryota; Fungi; Basidiomycota; Wallemiomycetes; Wallemiales; Wallemiaceae
Exons: 1
Coding region: 1-468 (155 amino acids)
Source: RefSeq, a predicted model, not a curated record